AGCUAAGCUAAGGAUCACGCUAGGUCUGAGCCAUAGAAGGAGGAGGGUCAGACUUUAGUUAUCUUUGUUCAUUUAAUUACAUCUACCUCGCGUUGUAAUACUGCUUUAUCACUACACAGUAUCUGCAAUCCACCUUUACAGUCAUCUGGAAGCUUGCCUAAUUCUUAGCUUACAUUCCCUUCUGUCAUUCCCAAUUAUUCGUAACAGAUACAGAGCCUGAUGGUACGAGCAUCAACACGCCUAUUCUUUACAAAUCUCCAGCCAAUCACUAUUUCUAUUUUCAUUGAUGCUUUCCUGACAAGGUAAUUGUCGGCUACCAGCUGCCGAAACGAACUAUCGGCAUCUCAACUCCGCAACUUUUGAUGCAUAUUAGUUACUUGUGCAGCACGGUGUCUUGGAGCCUAACACUAGGAGAUCUUCAAUAUUACCACGCGGCCUUGUAUUGUUUUCGAUAACUGCUGCGAAAGACCCCAUGGCCGCUGAGAAUGCUCCAUAUUGGGUUCAGUCCGAGGACUGGCACACGGCGGGUGAGCCUUUCCGCAUCGUCGAACAGCUUCCCCCGCACACGCUACCUAAAGGGGAUACCGUUGCCCAGAGACGUUCUGCCGUUGCAGCCACACUAGCGCACCCCCUAAAUGAUCUCCGUCGGUCGCUCUGCCAUGAGCCUCGGGGUCAUUCUGACAUGUAUGGUGGCUUCAUUGUGCCUCCCGACGAUUCUGGUGCCCAUUUUGGCGUUCUGUUCUGGCACAAAGACGGUUUCUCGACCGCCUGUGGCCAUGGCACCAUCGCUUUAGGCUACUGGGCUGUGAAUAAAGGCAUUGUCAAACUUCCGGAUGUCGACGGUGUUGUCGACGUCGUCAUAGACGUGCCUUCAGGUCGAGUUACCGCCCGCCUUGCCAUCCAGCAACGCAAGCCUGUCUAUGCUGAUUUCAUCAAUGUCUUGAGCUAUCAACUAGCACGAGAUAUAACUGUUGCCGUGCCUUCACGGGAUAUCAACGUCCAAGUUGACUUGGCCUUUUCUGGAGCAGUAUACGCAACGCUCGAUGCCGCGCAGCUCGGCCUCAAAGUUGAGCCUUCUCGAUGUGACGAUUUCAUCAAAUUGGGAAGAGAGAUCAAAGCCGAACUCGGUGAUAGAGCCACGUACAACAGUCAUGAUCUAUAUGGAGUGAUCUUCUUCAACGAAGAAAGGGAUGAUCAAGAUGACACAGAUGUCAUCAAACAGAGAAAUGUAACUGUUUUUGCUGACGGUCAAAUUGACCGGUCCCCUUGCGGUUCUGGGACCUGUGCUAGAUUGGCCCUGCUUCUGGCCCAAGGGCGGCUUGGCGGUGGCCGAUCAACGCUCCUUCACCGCUCUAUAAUCGAAACAGUUUUUGAAGCCGAUAUUGUCAAAGAAGAGAGCAGUCCCUUGAAUAAUGGCAUCCCGGCAUGUAUCCCACGAGUCAGGGGACGCGCUGGCUUAGUUGGACGUAUGAGCUUUUAUAUUGAUCCAACCGACCCUGUGUAUCCAGGGUUCCUACUUCGUUAAGAGUGCCUAGCUACGGAUGAUAUGUGCUUCAGUUGGUUAUAAGGUAGAUAGAUGUAGCCCAGGGUUAGAUGCAGCUAGAUGCAGCACAAGGAGAAGGCGAUGAAACGAGCAAUAGCCUCGAAAUCUCUAGCUCGAUCAUCGCGCCCAAAGCCGCCCAUAUGCAUUCGCUAUUGAAUGGGAAUAGGUGCAGCUCUCUAUGGUCAAUGUAUCUCUGUUAUAAA
Molecule: messenger RNA, 1746 nt
Organism: Xylaria bambusicola
Lineage: Eukaryota; Fungi; Ascomycota; Sordariomycetes; Xylariales; Xylariaceae
Exons: 3
Coding region: 473-1525 (350 amino acids)
Molecular function (GO): hydro-lyase activity
Source: RefSeq, a predicted model, not a curated record